Messenger RNA from Cladocopium goreaui, 300 nucleotides. NCBI's taxonomy places the organism in Eukaryota, Dinophyceae, Suessiales, Symbiodiniaceae. The record is from the annotation of a GenBank genome assembly.
AUGAGUGGCGGGAACAAAGCUCGCGACGCGCGGCGCGCGAAGGCGCGAGCUGUCCGAAAGAGAGGCCAAGAGAAGGCAAUCCAGUCGAUGAUCAGAGGAGGGCUAUCCAUUCGAUCCUUCAAGGAGAAGAAAAUCAGCUGGCGGGUGAGAGAAGCCCACGCUGAGCAGCUGAGAGUUGCAAAGGCAUCACUGCCUGCCGCCCAACGCGAGGCGCGAGGUGCAGCUGAUCCUUAUAGCUGCCACAAAUAUAUGUGCAGUCGCAUUGCAGGUCUGCACAUAUGUUUUGAUACCUUAGAAUGA